AUGGAGCAGAUUGUGUAUGCCUGUACCUAUCGGCCGCACAGUGGUGAUCGGGAGACGACUCGGAUGUUCGACUAUCUCAGUGAGACGGCUGACAUGGUCCAACGUCGGUAUCCUGCUGCCCAAAUGGUAUUUCUGGGGGAUUUUAACGCUCACCACCAGGACUGGCUGUUCCCAUACCAGAAUACCGACCACGCCGGGAGAGAGGCGCUCAAAUUUGCUCUGUCGCUAGAUUCUACCCAGCUAGUCCAAGAAGCAACACGAGUACCCGACGUUGACGACCAUAAACCUAAUUGUUUGGACCUUCUGUUGACAACUGACCCAGACCGGUCCUCGGUAUCAGUUGCAGCUCCCCUGGGCACAUCUGAUCACUGUGUGGUAAAGUCAGUAUCUAACUUUCACCCUCUGGAUACAGGUCCUACCGGAACCAGACGUGUGUGGCGAUAUAAGUCGGCUGAUUGGGAUGAGAUGCAACACUUUUUUGCAUCCUACCCUUGGCGGCGGACUUGCUUCUCUUCCAGUGAUCCGUCGAGUUGCGAGCAAGAAAUAUCGGAAGUGAUACGUCAGGGGAUGGAGUACUUCAUUCCAUUUGCUGAUGUAUCACUAGAUGGCAAGAUCCCUAGGUGGUAUAAUGCAGAAUGUGCCGAAGCUGCAGCCCGUAAGGACUCAGCGUUUGCAGCGUGGGCUGAAGCCCGUACCCUUAAAUCUCCGGACAUAACUACGAGGAAGAGAGCAUUCAACUCUGCUGCCAAGUCCUACAAAAGGGUUCUUAAAAAAGCUCGUUUCAACCGUAUUAAACGCAUCGGAGCCCAACUAGCUUCCCAUCCGCGCGAUAGUAGAGCAUUUUGGUCACUCUCUAAGUCGGUUGAAAUGAGCUUCUGCCGUCCCUCGCUGCCUCCUCUGCUUAAACCAGAUGGAUCGCUGGCCUUUACUGCGACAGACAAGGCUAACCUUUUAGCGAAUCUGUUUGCAGAAAAUUCGCUCCUUGAUGCAGGUAGUGCCUCACCGCCCAGACAUCCACCUUGCGACUCUGUUAUGUCAGAACUACGCAUUCGCCAAACUGAGGUUUUGAGAGUACUCCGUAACUUGGACGUGAAUAAGAUGAUUAAGCUCAAACCAUUGAUCUAUAAAAGGGUUUUUUAUAAAUCAAUGGCUCAAUAA
Melitaea cinxia (Glanville fritillary) is the source of this 1158-nucleotide messenger RNA. RefSeq lists its product as uncharacterized. Gene Ontology annotation, molecular function: catalytic activity. The transcript is spliced from 2 exons. The record is from RefSeq and is a predicted model, not a curated record. The coding region runs from base 1 to 1158 and encodes 385 amino acids. Lineage: Eukaryota; Metazoa; Arthropoda; Insecta; Lepidoptera; Nymphalidae.